Molecule: messenger RNA, 3974 nt
Organism: Uranotaenia lowii
Lineage: Eukaryota; Metazoa; Arthropoda; Insecta; Diptera; Culicidae
Product: NAD(P) transhydrogenase, mitochondrial-like
Exons: 9
Coding region: 611-3817 (1068 amino acids)
Biological process (GO): NADPH regeneration; proton transmembrane transport
Cellular component (GO): mitochondrial inner membrane
Molecular function (GO): NAD binding; NADP binding
Source: RefSeq, a predicted model, not a curated record
AAUCCGGUCACAUCAGUCGAGUACAGUGACUCCGAGGAGACACUUGCCGGUUGCAUUUAUUUGGCAAAAGAGCCUUGUAGGGUCAACUUUUUAUUUUUUUAUAACUUUGCAUAUUUCCACCGUCCAUUUACAACAUACUUAUCAUCUUAGUGCAUUCGAGGCAACGUUUCCGGUUUGUUGCAUCUUGACACACACAACCAGGAAGGUGGAGGUGUUUCUGAUACACUACACAAAAGAAGCUUCGAUCGUCCGUCGUCAAAUAAGGCGCGUGCUUAGCCAAAAUCCCUUUUAUCCAGGCUUAACAAGGCUCAACAAUUCUGAAAAGCCUCGCUAAAUUGGGAUAAUAUCAGAUCAGUUUUUUACUCGCAAUACUCGGACUUCGUAAACCUUUGCAUCGUGGACGCGUUCAAAUUAUACUGAUAACCUUCGGUCACCUGUGGAUGAGAAAGAAGAAGCUUUGUUUGGGAACGAUAAGGCCCAUAUAGCCGUCGAGCGAUCUCUGGCAGUGAUAUACGACACAUACUCUUACCGUACUCAUCAAUCAAAAUAUUUUUAAAAAAAGCCAAAACGAGCUCACAAUAAGCUAGCUACUACUGAUAGCUGAUUCGGUAUGACGCGUGGCGUUUUGUUGCUUUGCCGAAGCGCAUGUGGGGGUAACUCAAUCCUCCAGGUGCCAACGAAGCCCACGCAUCCGCUGCGUCUGUUCAGCGGGAGCGUUAAACUACUCCAGAAGGAUGGCAAACCGGCCACGGCCAUCACCGGUAUUCCGUACAAAAACCUCGUUAUUGGUGUUCCCAAGGAAAGAUGGACCAACGAGAGGCGUGUUGCCAUCACUCCUGCUGUUACGGCCACUUUGGUUAAGAAAGGCUUCAAUGUUAACGUAGAAGCUGGAGCGGGUGUGGAGGCUAAAUUUCGCGACAAUGAUUACAUUUCAGCUGGAGCCAAAAUUGUAGACCAAACUCAGGCUUUCCAGUCAGAUAUCGUUCUCAAAGUGAGGCAGCCGAGCGAUAAUGAAAUUCCUGUGUUAAAAGAGAACUCCACCCUGAUUUCCUUCCUGUAUCCCACGCAAAAUAAGGAUUUGAUCGGGAAACUUUCCCAGCGAAAGAUCACGGCUUUUGCUAUGGAUGCCAUUCCACGUAUUUCGCGAGCGCAAGUAUUCGACGCUUUAUCUUCGAUGGCCAAUAUUUCCGGUUACAGAGCGGUGAUAGAAGCUGCCAAUCAUUUCCCUAGGUUUUUUACGGGUCAAAUCACUGCCGCCGGAAAAGUGCCACCGGCUAAGAUUCUCGUCAUUGGAGGCGGUGUAGCGGGUCUGGCCGCCAUUGGCCAAGCACGUGGAAUGGGUGCCAUUGUGCGUGCGUUCGAUACCCGACCAGCCGUUAAGGAGCAGGUAGAAAGCAUGGGAGCCGAAUUCCUAACGAUUAACAUCGAAGAAGAUGGAUCAACCGCUGGCGGUUACAGUAAAGAAAUGAGCAAGGAGUUCAUUGAGGCUGAAAUGGAUCUGUUCGCAAAGCAGUGUAAAGAAGUGGACGUCAUAAUUUCAACUGCCUUGAUUCCUGGCAAGAAAGCUCCGACACUCAUAACAGAAGAAAUGAUCAAGUCCAUGAAACCCGGUAGUGUUGUGGUAGAUUUGGCUGCUGAAGCUGGAGGAAACAUUGCCACUACGGUUCCGGGUGAAGUUAAGGUCAUCCACGAUGUAGUCCAUAUUGGAUUGACAGACUUUCCAAGUCGUCUACCAACUCAAAGCUCAACGCUUUACGCUAAUAACAUUUCAAAGUUUCUGCUUUCAAUUGGUGAAAAGGACCAUUUCGAUAUCCGGAUGGAUGAUGAAGUUGUCCGUGGAAGUAUUGUUCUACAAAACGGUAAUUUAAUGUGGCCUCCUCCAGUAAUUGCAGUAUCUGCCAAACCACCACCAGCAGUAGCAGCAGCUGCAUCUCCUGCCAAGAAAGCCGAACCAGCUCCUCCGAAUUCAUUCAAUGAUACACUACAGAACAGUCUGCUUUAUACUUCUGGCUUUGGAGGUCUUUUGGGUUUGGGUGCAAUCUCUCCAAAUCCGGCAUUUACUACGAUGAUGACCACGUUUGCCAUGUCCGGUAUCGUUGGUUAUCACACAGUAUGGGGUGUAACUCCGGCUUUGCAUUCUCCAUUGAUGUCCGUUACGAAUGCCAUCUCUGGAAUAACAGCAGUCGGUGGAUUACUUCUGAUGGGAGGUGGUGUUAUGCCCAGCAACACAAUUGAAACAUUAGCAGCGAGUGCGGCUUUGAUAUCGUUCAUCAAUAUCUUUGGAGGAUUCCUAGUCACACAGCGUAUGUUGGAUAUGUUCAAAAGACCGACUGACCCGCCAGAGCACAAUUAUCUGUACGGAAUUCCCGCUGCUGUAUUUUUGGGAGGCUACGGACUAGCAGCUCUUCAGCAGAUGCCCGAAAUUCAUCAGAUGGCAUACCUAGCGUCUAGUUUGUGCUGUAUCGGCGCCUUGGUUGGAUUGUCAUCUCAAAAGACUUCACGUUUGGGCAAUACUCUUGGAAUGAUUGGAGUUACUGGGGGUAUCGCCGCUACUCUUGGUCAUAUGGCACCAAGUACUGAGGUUUUGAUGCAGAUGGGAGGCGUUGCUGGUAUUGGUGGACUUUUGGGUUCGAUCAUCGCUAAACGAAUCCAGAUCACUGAUCUUCCUCAGUUGGUAGCUGCCUUCCACAGUCUGGUGGGUGCGGCUGCUGUGCUCACCUGUGUAGCUACUUACAUGCAUGAUUUUCCUACGUUGGCUACCGAUCCAGCUGCUAACGUUUUGAAGACCGCUCUGUUCUUGGGAACCUAUAUCGGAGGAGUCACAUUUAGUGGUUCGUUGGUGGCCUACGGAAAGCUACAGGGUAUUCUGAAUUCAGCUCCCCUGCUUCUACCAGGACGGCACAUGAUCAACGCUGGUUUAUUGGCCGGUAAUUUGGGAGCCAUGGGAAUGUUCUAUAUGGAGCCCACCAUGGCCGGAGGUCUUGGUUUGCUGGGAACCACUGCUGCUUUAUCAACUGCUAUGGGAGUCACUCUUACAGCAGCUAUUGGCGGUGCCGAUAUGCCAGUUGUCAUUACGGUUUUGAACUCUUACUCAGGAUGGGCCCUUUGUGCUGAAGGGUUCAUGCUCAACAACAACCUUAUGACCAUCGUUGGAGCUUUGAUUGGCUCAUCUGGUGCCAUUCUAUCCUAUAUCAUGUGCAAAGCUAUGAACCGGUCCCUUCCUAACGUUAUUUUGGGUGGUUAUGGUACCUCGUCCACCGGAGGAGGAAAACCGGCAGAGAUUGUAGGAACUCACACCGAAGUCAACGUUGAUGGUGUCAUUGAGAUGAUCAAUAACUCCAAGAACAUUAUAAUCACCCCUGGAUACGGACUGUGUGUGGCAAAGGCUCAGUACCCAAUUGCUGAAAUGGUGAAUGUUUUGAAGUCCCGCGGUAAAAAAGUUCGUUUCGGUAUUCAUCCAGUGGCCGGACGUAUGCCUGGUCAGUUGAACGUGCUUCUUGCUGAGGCUGGAGUACCAUACGAUGAUGUGUUGGAGAUGGAAGAAAUCAACGACGACUUCUCCGAAACUGACUUGGUGCUGGUAAUUGGAGCAAACGAUACUGUGAACAGUGCCGCUGAGGACGAUCCGAACUCGAUUAUUGCGGGAAUGCCUGUUUUGCGUGUAUGGAAGGCCGAUCAGGUUGUUGUAAUGAAACGUUCACUUGGUGUUGGAUAUGCUGCGGUCGACAAUCCAAUUUUCUACAAACCAAACACUUCUAUGCUGCUGGGCGAUGCCAAGAAGACCUGCGAUGCACUUUUGGCUAAGAUCAAGGAAUAAAGAAGACAUUUUGCAUUAAGUAUUCAUGCAUUGCAGAUGUAGAUUGAUCUUUUAUCUUAAUUUUUAACGAAAGUGUUCGAAUUGUUUGUGAUCGGUGCCAUUUGUUACGAACUUCUGAUCAUUGUAAAUAUAUGAAAAGAUGGUUGUUUACUUUUAA